Molecule: messenger RNA, 1767 nt
Organism: Sphaeramia orbicularis (orbiculate cardinalfish)
Lineage: Eukaryota; Metazoa; Chordata; Actinopteri; Kurtiformes; Apogonidae
Product: gamma-glutamyl hydrolase
Exons: 9
Coding region: 188-1144 (318 amino acids)
Biological process (GO): tetrahydrofolylpolyglutamate metabolic process
Cellular component (GO): vacuole
Molecular function (GO): gamma-glutamyl-peptidase activity
Source: RefSeq, a predicted model, not a curated record
AGGAGACACCGGAAGGCUCGUGCCGUCCUCCGCGUCACCGCCUCCCAGGACGCGCGCACAUCAUUCUACCAUCAUAUCACCUGCUCACUACUGGGAGUAAACAGUCUGUAUACAGACUAAACCAAAGCUUCCGCCCCAGUCACCGUCGGUCCUCUGCAGCGGUUUUGUCCGGUAGCCGGUGUUUUGGAUGUGUCGGCCGGUGUUCGCGGUGCUGCUGACCGCCGGUCUGUGCUGCGCUCCGCCCGCGUGCGGCGGCGCGGCGGCCAGGAGCCAGCAGCUCAACUACCGACCGGUCAUCGGUGUGUUGGCACAGGAAAACCUUCCAGGAGACCAGUUUGCUCAAGGUUCCUCUUACAUCGCCGCUUCAUACGUGAAAUACCUGGAAGGAGCCGGAGCAAGAGUCGUACCCAUCAGAAUUAAUCGCACAGAAGAAGAAUAUACUAAGAUAUUCUACUCCAUAAAUGGAUUGUUGCUGCCUGGAGGAGAUGUAGAUAUUCAGACGUCUCAGUUCAGUCGAGCUGCCAGGAUCUUUUACGACUUGGCUUUGAAGGCCAAUGAUGCUUCAGACUACUUCCCUAUCUGGGGAACCUGUCAGGGUUUCCAGCAGCUGGUUGUCCUCACAGCCAACAAGAACCUGCUAACGCUGACCGAUACCAAGGCUGUUGCUCUACCUCUCACAUUCACACCAGCCCAGUCCAGCCGUUUGUUCCGGAGCUUUCCCAAAGACCUGCUCCAGGCUCUGGCUGAAGAAAACAUUACAUCCAACUUCCACAGCUGGAGCCUGUCUCUGCAGAACUACAGCCGAAAUGCCAAGCUGAAGAGGUUCUACAAGGUCCUGUCCACCAACAAUGAUGGAAAGAAGGAAUUUAUCUCCACCAUGGAAGCCUACCGUUACCCAUUUUAUGCAGUGCAGUGGCAUCCGGAGAAAAGCCCCUUUGAAUGGAUUGAUAAACCUGGCAUGGUCCACUCCACUAAUGCUAUAAAAGCCUGCUUCUACACUGCCAGCUUCUUUGUCUCUGAAGCCAUGAAGAACCACCAUCAUUUUUCCAGCCCUUCAGAGGAGGAGGCGGCGCUCAUCUAUAACUUCUCUCCUGUCUUCAGAGGCACCGGCGCUGUUUUUGUGCAGAACUAUUACUUUGACUGAUGGAAGAAAUCGAAUGCAUCUCACAUUCAGAGUCACAGAGUCAUUAGACUUUGUCAUUAUCGGAAACAUGCUGCCCCAAGACAAAAAUUAAACAUGACAGAAUAAUCCCAAAUAUAAGGUCACCUGUUAGCAGUUUAUUUCUGUGUAUUUGCAUGAAAAAAACACAGUUAUGAGAGGCAGUGAUAACCAGUACAGGAAGGAAAUAAUGUUACAUACAUCAUAUGUAUUUUUUCAAAACGUAGUACGCAAAAUAAAGGUAUGAAAAUCCACACUGGCAGUAUAUUUAACAAGAUAUACAGAAAACCUGAAAGUUUAAUUGGGUUCAACAGGAAUUGAUGUAUAUUUCAUUUAAUUGCUACUCUGUCUGUGUUCAUCAGUGUAAUGGUACAGGUGUUUGUGUAAGAUGCUGACUCACAAACUGACUCUAUGUACAGUCACUUUUAGCCAAUUAAUAAGUUACACACAAUGUACUGUUAAAUGUAAGACUGAUUUUCAAAGCCAAUCAUAACUUUUCACAGCUUAUGUCAAGGACAUCUUCAUUAGCUUUACUGCAAAAGAUGAAAGCUGCAGACAGCACAAUGAAAUCAACCACAAGGAAUAUUAAACAAUUUUGCAACCAGUAA